This is a messenger RNA of Chanos chanos (milkfish), 1092 nucleotides long. RefSeq names its product ciliogenesis associated TTC17 interacting protein (gene catip). The coding region runs from base 1 to 1092 and encodes 363 amino acids. The transcript has 9 exons. Gene Ontology annotation, biological process: cilium organization; actin filament polymerization. The record is from RefSeq and is a predicted model, not a curated record. NCBI's taxonomy places the organism in Eukaryota, Metazoa, Chordata, Actinopteri, Gonorynchiformes, Chanidae.
AUGGAUGGGGAGGAGGCAGUGCAAGAAGAGAAAGUAGAAUUAAAAGCGUCUACAGAGGCUGUCGAGUUUCUUUCGAGUAUUGAGCCCAGAGAACUGCAGGAGUGCCUGUUUACGGACUCUUUGGUGACUGAGUCCGACAUGGGCCGGGAACUUGGGGAGUUCCGUGUCAGUGUGCAGGCAGCCGGCUACAACGGCAAACCCUGCUACCUGGUCCACGCUAAAAGUCACGGAGCCAUCGAUAACAACCCCUGCGGAACUUCAAUUAUGGCGUACUUGACCUGCGGCCUCGAGACGUUAGAACAUAAUCACCAUGAAUACCUGAAGCUGAAGGACUACACACUGGACAGAAAGGUGCAUAUGGUUCGGCAGGAUGGACGGCUGAUUGUGAAAAAAGUUAUUUGUGAGAGAGAGGAGGUAAAGAAGCGGGCUUUCUCCUUUCCUCUGGACUCUCUGCAGGGCUUUGUGUCCGAGGCCUCGAACCUCCUGAUACUGCGUGUCCUGGCGCGCAGGAAGAAAGUUCCAGAAAACAUGACCUUUCUGUCAUUCAACACGGAGACUCGGGUCUCCCUGUCCACAUACAGGGACCUGGGCCAGAAGAAGCAAAUGGUGGAGACAGAAGUGGUGGACGUGUUUGGGAUCGAAAGGACCAUUUCCACAAAAGAGGACGACCUAGCCACCUGGCAGUGUUACUUUCUGUUUGACGGACAUUUAGCGAGUCGAGUACAGGUGGGCUCUCCCGCCAGAAUGAAGCUUUUGCAGCUUCCAGUCCACAGUAGUCAAGAAGAAGACCUCAAACCUGUUUUUGAGAAGAGGCCCCUGGUGUGGGAAGAGGACAUGGAACUGUACAUAAAGUUUCUUGAGAGAAAGGAGGAAUUGAAGGCUGACCACUCCUCGUAUGUCAAACACCAUCCGGAGCUGAAAGCUCUGCUGGCUGACUUCUUGCAGUUCCUCUUGCUGAGAAAACCCCACGAUGUCUUCUCCUUCGCACAAGAUUACUUUGCUCCUUUUUCAUCCCGGCAGCCACCAGGUGGCGCCUUUCAUAGCGCCCGAACGCUCAGGUUGCCCGAGAGACAGGAGAUUGACAAGCCUUGA